Papilio machaon (common yellow swallowtail) is the source of this 2027-nucleotide messenger RNA. RefSeq names its product protein rhomboid (gene stet). The record is from RefSeq and is a predicted model, not a curated record. The transcript is spliced from 7 exons. Gene Ontology annotation, cellular component: membrane. Gene Ontology annotation, molecular function: serine-type endopeptidase activity. Lineage: Eukaryota; Metazoa; Arthropoda; Insecta; Lepidoptera; Papilionidae. Bases 217 to 1140 code for a protein of 307 amino acids.
GUCGUGGAGUACGCAUGUCGCUCCGGUUAAGCGUCCCCCUAAGAUUCGGUCACGUAAAAAUAUCGUACUGAUAAAUUUAUAAAAAAGUAUUAAAACAGUUAAUAAUAAUCUACCUCGGACUAAUAUUAGUGAAUUAUUAAGUGCACAAUCGUUAAAUACUCCAAAAAACAAUUGAUAAUAUCCAGUAACAUUUCGAAAACUUUUUUGAAAUGAUGGAUGAGUGGCAAGCGCACGCGCAGCUAUAGAUGUGCCGUUCAUCACAGAGAUCGCGAGGUCAGCUCCGAAAACGACUUCCAUCUGCUUCUUGAAGAUCCUACAUUUUUUGCCAGGAUGGUGCACUUGGUGGCGAUGGAGGUGCUGCCGGAGGAGAGGGACAGAAAGUACUACCAGGAGCGCUACACGUGCUGCCCGCCGCCGCUCUUUAUCAUCUGCGUCACUCUGCUAGAGCUGGGCGUGUUCGCGUGGUACGCGUGGGGCGCGGGUGGCGUGGCAGCGGCGGCGGGCCCCGUGCCAGUGGACUCCCCGCUGGUCUACCGGCCCGACCGCCGUCGUGAACUAUGGCGCUUCCUCACCUAUAGCGUGGUGCACGCUGGCUGGCUACACCUCGCCUUCAACCUCCUCGUACAGCUAGCGGUGGGUCUUCCCCUUGAGAUGGUACACGGGGGCGUGCGGUGCGGCGCGGUAUAUCUGGCGGGUGUGCUGGGCGGCUCGCUGGCGGCCUCCGUGCUGGACCCGGACGUGUGCCUGGCGGGCGCGUCGGGCGGAGUGUACGCGCUGCUGGCGGCGCACCUCGCCAACGCUCUCCUCAACUUCCACACAAUGCGGUACGGCGCCGUACGCCUCGUCGCCGCACUCGCCGUUGCUUCCUGCGACGUCGGCUUUGCCGUGCACGCCAGAUACACUAAGGAGGCGCCGCCGGUGUCGUACGCGGCGCACGUGGCGGGCGCGCUGGCGGGGCUGACGCUGGGCCUGCUGGUGCUGAAGCACGCGCAGCAGCGGCUGUGGGAGCGGAUGCUGUGGUGGGCGGCGCUGGGCGCGUACGCCGCCUGCACGCUGUUCGCCGUGCUGCACAACCUGCUGGCCGGACCGGCGCCCGACCUGCACUACCUGCCCCCCGACCCGCCCAACGCCGGAUUCUGAUCGCAAGGCGCUGAGUAGCACGGAUCUCCGCUGCACUGAGCCCCCCCCCCCUCCCCCCCGGGCCGCGCGUAUUGCUGCCAGACAUCAUACCUCAUCAUCACAUUUACCAGGAAAUUAAUUAAAAGAAAAACUAAUUCGAUGUUAACUGGCAGCACUUUGGCACUCGCGACAAAAUAAAGGUCGAUGAAGAUUUGUGUAAAUAUAUUAAAGGUGCCAACAAUACGCGCAGUUCUACCGACGGCUUUGAAAGUUUAUAAUUCACGGCUUUGUAGACUGUUAUUUAAGUUGAUAAUUUUAAGGGUAUUAUGAAUGAUAUUAGUAAAACUUUUUCGUUCAACUAGUCUCAACAACGUUAUAGGUCCGGUGAUUUUUCUAUUCUCAUUUUCAACUUUCAUAUCUUCUGAUUUCACAAUUUUAAUUACUAGUAUCAUUUAUAUUAUUCACUAGAUAUCAAAGCCUAAAUGAAAAGUUCACGAAGCCAGCGUGACUGACUCAAAACACGCCUAGUCAAUUUACCUUAGUGUGAUACGCAUAAGUAGUGUUAUGAUUGCAGGAGGCCCCUCCCCUUCCCUCCCCUCCCUCUACUCUGACUGCCCAAAUAAGCUCAUAGAAUCAAUCUAUUAUUUUUUUAGUCAAUUAAAUCUUUACUCACAACCUCCGAUUAUAAAAGGUCAAAGUACGUUCCCCAGCCGCCGCCUCCUCGCGAUACUUAAUUGUUAAGUAGUCUUAAUUGUAUUGAAUAGGUGAACUAUUUUUGUACCAACAGUCUGCGUCCGUAGUGUUUAGGUUUGAAGGCGUUACCGACUAAAUACGUUCCCGUGUGGACCGCGGCCUUACUGCCUACUGUGGGCCUAACAACAAUAUUUGUGACAAUCGCCAUCUUAACG